Messenger RNA from Sphenostylis stenocarpa, 222 nucleotides. The record is from the annotation of a GenBank genome assembly. NCBI's taxonomy places the organism in Eukaryota, Viridiplantae, Streptophyta, Magnoliopsida, Fabales, Fabaceae.
AUGGACAACAACCCCUACGCCGACGUCCUGGACUUCGGAGGCAAACGGGCCGUGGAACUGGGUACGGGCUGCGGCGUGGCGGGCAUGGGCCUGUUCCUAUUGGGCUUAACGGACUUGGUCCUCACUGAUAUCGCGCCCGUGAUGCCGGCCCUGAAGCGCAACCUGAAGGUGAAUAAGCGCAUCCUCCGCAAGACCCUUUCUACAUCAGAUGGGGGUAAAUGA